Molecule: messenger RNA, 1807 nt
Organism: Helianthus annuus (common sunflower)
Lineage: Eukaryota; Viridiplantae; Streptophyta; Magnoliopsida; Asterales; Asteraceae
Product: 3-isopropylmalate dehydratase large subunit, chloroplastic
Exons: 15
Coding region: 111-1640 (509 amino acids)
Biological process (GO): amino acid biosynthetic process
Molecular function (GO): 3-isopropylmalate dehydratase activity; 4 iron, 4 sulfur cluster binding
Source: RefSeq, a predicted model, not a curated record
CUGAACGUGGUGUCGAAACCUCGUGGCAGCCACUAGCCACAUCUUUUGACAUACAUAUACAUACAUAUCAAACACACAACCACAACCACAACCACAACCCCAACCCAUCAAUGGCGGCCGCGGCUUCUUCUGCAAUCUCAUCCCCCUUCCUCGGCCAGAAAGAUGCGGGGGGCGUGUCUCCUUUCUUCGCACACCCUUCAACCUCAAUCAAGAUUUCCCACAAAAAACUUUCCACCAACAUCGUAUCCGUGAUGACUCCACAGCAAUCUGAACGGAAACCAUCCGCCACUGGCUCAGUAAAGACCGCGAUGACGAUGACCGAGAAAAUAUUUUCUAGGGCUUCUGAGAAAUCCCAGUUGAGCCCUGGCGAGAAUGUGUGGGUCAACGUUGAUGUCUUGAUGACACAUGAUGUUUGUGGCCCCGGUUCCAUUGGAAUUUUCAAGAAAGAAUUUGGGGAUGAUGCCAAGGUUUGGGACCGUGAAAAGGUUGUCAUCAUACCCGAUCACUAUAUCUUCACAGCCGAUGAAAGAGCAAAUAGAAAUGUUGAUAUCUUGAGGGACUUCUCACAUGAGCAGGGGAUCAAAUAUUUUUACGAUAUCAAAGAUCUUAGCAACUUCAAGGCUAACCCUGAUUACAAAGGUGUAUGCCACGUUGCUCUUGCACAAGAAGGCCAUUGCAGGCCUGGAGAGGUCUUGCUUGGUACGGAUUCUCACACCUGUACUGCUGGAGCGUUUGGCCAAUUUGCUACCGGAAUUGGAAACACGGAUGCCGGAUUUGUGUUAGGGACCGGAAAAGCCUUGCUUAAGGUUCCUCCAACUUUAAGAUUUGUAUUGGAUGGAGAAAUGCCUGAUUAUCUGCUUGCAAAGGAUUUGAUCUUACAAAUAAUCGGUGAGAUAUCUGUAUCGGGUGCAACUUACAAAGCAAUGGAGUUUGUUGGUACGACCAUUGAAAGUCUCACUAUGGAAGAAAGAAUGACGUUAUGCAACAUGGUUGUCGAAGCUGGAGGGAAGAACGGCAUUGUUCCAGCUGAUGCUACUACAUAUAAGUACCUUGAGGACAAAACAUCUGUGCCUUAUGAACCGGUCUACAGUGAUGAUCAAGCAAGGUUUCUUGCUGAGUAUAGAAUCGAUGUCUCCAAACUGGAGCCCCUAGUGGCAAAGCCUCAUUCUCCUGAUAAUCGGGCUACAGCAAGGGAAUGCAAAGACGUCAAAAUCGACAGAGUGUAUAUCGGAUCUUGUACCGGUGGCAAAACCGAAGAUUUUCUAGCUGCCGCCAAAGUUUUUCUAGCUUCAGGCGAAAAGGUCAAAGUACCAACUUUUCUUGUUCCCGCUACUCAAAAGGUAUGGAUGGACAUUUAUACCCUCCCGGUUCCUGGUGCUGGUGGAAAGACUUGUUCUCAGAUAUUUGAAGCUGCUGGAUGUGAUACACCUACUAGCCCUAGUUGUGGUGCCUGUUUAGGUGGUCCUAAAGAUACUUAUGCUCGCAUUAACGAACCUCAGGUGUGUGUGUCAACCACAAACAGGAACUUCCCGGGCCGUAUGGGCCACAAAGAUGGUCAAAUCUAUCUAGCUUCUCCUUACACUGCCGCAGCUUCGGCAUUGACCGGUUUUGUAACCGAUCCAAGAGACUUUAUGCAUUGAUUACGUUGCGGUUUUUGUUAGUUAAGUGGCAUAACCUUGUUGUAUGGGACUUGUCGCGUGUUUUAAUCUAAAAUACCAUCUUUCUAUGUUUGUUGCACAUCAUGAUUUAUGUAAUAAACAUCAAUGAGGUUUGCAUUUAUGCACAUUGUCUUCUUUCAUAUUUUCAA